Messenger RNA from Syngnathus typhle (broad-nosed pipefish), 911 nucleotides. RefSeq names its product nucleophosmin/nucleoplasmin, 3 (gene npm3). Gene Ontology annotation, molecular function: chromatin binding; RNA binding; histone binding. The transcript has 5 exons. The coding region runs from base 91 to 585 and encodes 164 amino acids. Gene Ontology annotation, cellular component: cytoplasm; nucleolus; nucleoplasm. The record is from RefSeq and is a predicted model, not a curated record. NCBI's taxonomy places the organism in Eukaryota, Metazoa, Chordata, Actinopteri, Syngnathiformes, Syngnathidae. Gene Ontology annotation, biological process: chromatin remodeling.
UAUUUCUUUCAUUUCCCCCUUUUAUUAAACUGGUGGAAGUUAGUUCAACGUGUCAACAAACCUCUGCGGCGCUUCUCCCCCCCUUACAAAAUGUUUUUCAGCGACGAAGAAUCCUCACAUGUCGGCUUGGCGGGUCAAGCAAAGAUGGAGCGCUUCCUGUUCAGUUGCGAGCUCUCCUCCAAAGCCCCCUUUUACAGCGUCCAGCCAGAUGAGGAUGACGAUCUGGAGCACUUCAUUGAGUUCAGAACGGCAUGUCUGGGGGAAGGUGCCAAGGAGGAGAAUAAUGUGGUGGAAGUGACAGCUAUGAACCACCAAGGAAAGACAACUUCAGUGCCUUUUGCUAACCUUCACAUCGGUUGUCUGCCAAUGGUGAGCUUGGGUGAAUUUGAGCUCAAAGCACCAGUGACUGUCCGCCUGAAGGCUGGCUCAGGACCGGUGAUCAUCAGCGGCCUGCACCUUAUUGUUUCAGAGGUUGACGAAUCAGAUUUGGAGGAAGAAGAGGAGGAAGAUGAGGACAACAUGGAGGAAGAAGACCUCAGCCCUAUCAAGCCAGCAAAAAAGAAAAACAAACAGCAGGCGCAGUAACUAUCAUCUCAAUCAUCUUUUGACCACAUUGGCACAGGACUUUCCCAAACACAUCAGUUAUUUUCCUAAACUCUCGAGCUCUUAUUCACAGCACAUGACUGAAAUGUGGAAGUAAACAAUUUUUGCUAUUAAAUGUCACCUCUUUUCCCCGUGUAUAUAAUAGUGAGACGCCACCAUUGAUGAGCAGGCAUAUUGCGGCUGUUUAUUACUUUAAUAGCAAAGUUUUGUGUUUGUGUUUCAGUUAGGAUACAAGACCAGUGACUUUCCAGUCAAACACAUUUUGUAAUUUUAAAAUAAAUUUUCUUCAUAAAAUGUUAAACACUCAA